Molecule: messenger RNA, 3201 nt
Organism: Corythoichthys intestinalis (scribbled pipefish)
Lineage: Eukaryota; Metazoa; Chordata; Actinopteri; Syngnathiformes; Syngnathidae
Product: mitoregulin-like
Exons: 2
Coding region: 54-224 (56 amino acids)
Biological process (GO): positive regulation of mitochondrial membrane potential
Cellular component (GO): mitochondrial inner membrane
Source: RefSeq, a predicted model, not a curated record
GAGACCUGUAGCUGUCACUUGUCUUCCUGGUUGUCGGCCGGCUUGGAGCGAACAUGGCAGACUUUUCCGAGAGGUCAGUGCAGGCGGCCGUCGUGGUGUCCUUCCUGGCGGGUUUUGCAGCCGGCUGGCAGGCAAACCGAAUGCGACGGAGAUUUCUCGACUGGCGAAAGAAGAGGCUACAAGACAAACUGACGGAGACGCAGAAGAAACUCGACUUAUCCUGAAAGGUUGACUGUGUGCAGCUUUCCAAAAAUGGAAAGGCGGACUGGUCCUCAUUUGCCGGCGUAAAAGGAAGAACAAGAAAGUUCACAUUUCAAUCGUGGACACACUCAUUCCAAUCGUCUGAACUGCAAAUAUGGAUGGACAAGACUAGCACGGAAACUCAUCCCUCAAAACAACAAUUGUCCAUUAUUCAUGGUCAUUUCUGUUUUUGUUUCCUAUACAUGUUCAUUUUUUGAGUAAAAAAAUGUUUUGCUAUCCAGGUUCAUUUUUUUGAGGGAGAGAAAAAAACAGCAGUUCCUACCCCUUAUGGUCCUCCACUGUGAAGGUCAAAGUUGAGCUUCCCCGCUACGUGCUGAAUGGAGGCACUCAAGACGCUAUGGAUAAAAGCGGCACUCUGAAGCAGACAAGUGGCGUUCGGCUAAAAGCGCUCCCUCCCGUGCGCCGCUACUUUUCAUUUAGCCCAUAAAAGCUUUCGCUGCAGCUUUAUUCGGCCGCCACCAAGGCAGAUUGGGUCUUUUUCCAUAUAUGUUCACUGCAAUGAUAGUGAUAGACAGUGGCACGGAGAGUGGGGUGUUGAGGGUGCUGCAGCACCCCGUUGUGUUGGGGAGGGGUAAGAAGUGUUUUGGUAGAUUAUUUUUUUGUUGUUAAAAAUAAAUCGAUAAAACAAUAGCAUAUUUAUCUUUUGGGGAUUAAAUGUAUAUGGCAGAAAACACUAAGGCGACUUGAAGUUCCGCUCUGAGACCCCCAGUUCGGCCAAAUUUUGAAAAUUGUCCCAUAUGCAUGUGUGCUACGUCAUUGGAAAGCUUAAAAUAUCAAUUUUUCUGUGGGAAGAAAAAUUUUGAACAGGAGGGCAUUUUUAAACAGCAAAACCCUAACUGGAGGUGAGAGCACGCGAGAGCGUAAUUAAAGACUCCAUGAUUUUAACGAGAUAUUAUCGCGUACUUACCUCUUUUCGAUCCAAAAACUCAUGUAGCAUGUAUCACCGAGUUUAAAGACACAGCUGUGAAUGGCCACAAACAGAUUUUUGGGGGAUUUUAUGGGUGAAACACGGUAAUAUAACAAGGGUCGCGAUGCAGAAAUCGCAGACAUCAAGGAGGGGUCCAGAUUUUGUUUUUCAAGUAUUUACCUUUUUAAGCAUUUUUUUCUCAAUUUUUCUUUGUUUGGAUUGAUUAUUAUUCAUCUCAAAUAUCGGGGGAAUGCGACAGUAACAAAAAAAUACAAUUAAGCAAUAGUUAUGAGGUAGAUAUCCAUGACUUAUUUACAAACACUAUUUUUUUCAUUGUGACAAAAUUAUUUUAAAAUUUAAAAGUGUCUUUUUAACUAAAUAUUAGACAUCAAUGAUUCUAAGCUAAAACUGACAUUUUGAAAAAUAUAAUUCUUUUUCUGGCUGGGUUCAAACAAAAGUGGUUACGCUUUGUCUGUAAACGGGGGUCUCCAGAGUAAAACUGACUAAUUAAAAAUAGUUUGGGGACUUAAUGCACCAUGAAUCUGCUUUGGCAGCAUAUAAACAUAUUAUUUUAGCUUAAAAUACAGCAGUUCAUCUUAAAGAGGGGUGCAAAAGCAGAAAACUGCUUUUUCAGACUUGUUUUUUCCGCUGUUAACUCAUUUGCUCCCAAAAAGAUAUAAAUACGUUCUAUUUUUUAAUUGUUUCAGUGUCCCAAAAACUUAUUUAUACGUCUUUUAUGUUUUUUUAACAAGAGACAUCUAAGCUCUGAUUCAACUUAGCUCCAAAGCACAAAGCUGAAAACCCAGUUUAAAGCAAUAAAACUGGGCUCUGGAGGGCAGUAGCGCAUUUGGUAAGACACCCAACCCGAUUCGCCGGAACGAACGGCCGGCGAAAGACGACUGAAUGGGUGUCCAGGAUGCCAGGUGGCAGACGACCGAGCAGGACAACCGGGAGGACGCCCAGGAUGCCAGGCGCUGGACGACCGAGCAGAAAGAUCGGGACCACUAGUGCAGGGGACGAUGCCGUUAAGUCCGUGCUGGAAAGACAAAAAAAAAAUCCAUCUUUAUGAGACUUUUUUUUUACAUUUUCAUUGCCUCCAAAAUACUUUUUCCAUGUUUUUCCCCUCUCAUACUUUGUAACAUUGUGUUUUCUUGUGGUAGCUUUAAAGCAGAGUGUUGAUCUGUUGGCCGCAUUGGUCACGUAGCGUAUUUAAACCGUCCUUAUUUGAUAUAACUACAAUAUUUUCUGAAGGCAUUUUUUUUUGUACAUUCUGCCUGCAUGCAUCUAAACAAAUUAAAAGCGCACGGUAGUACUUUGGGUGUGAAAUUCGCCUCUUGUAGGACAUUUUGGCAGAACACCGGUUAAUAUCUUUUGGCGUAAAUAUCCCAGAAUACAGUAAAGACAGUUGCGGCUUAUAGUCCAGUGCAGUUUAUCGAUGAACAAAUGCCGUUUUCGUGUUAAAUUUGGUGGGUGACGGCUUAUAGUCCGAAAAUUACAGUAAUUUUUUGCCCAUAUAUCUGUACUUUUACAAAAGUAAAAAAAAAAAAAAAAAAAAAAAAAAGAGUGAGUACUUCAUCCACCACUGUUUGGACGAGAAACAUUUACUAUUCACCAUUGGAGCAGAAUUGCAGUGAGGCCAUUUUGACACUGGGUGGCAAUGUUUGCACGUGUGAAAACGUUCACAGACUGCAGCUACUCAUUCAAAUACUUUACGCUUAUUUUACGGUCCCUGACAAAAGUCUUGUCGCUUAUCCAUUUUGUAGAAACAAUUGCUAGUAACCUGACUUUUAAUGAUUCAAUUGCUUUCAGAAAUGGCUCAUAUGAAAGCUAAGACCCCCCCAAAUGAUGUUGAAUGCACAAAAAUAUAUUUGUUUCACUGAAAAAAGAUUUAUUAUUUAAUGAAUACCGAAAGGUCAAAUUUUGGCAAGGCAAAAGUUUUGUCGGCUAUAGAAUGUAGUGUGAAAAUUGAACAAAAAAUGUACUUCAAAUACAAAAAUAUGUUACAUACCAUAAGCGAAUGAAGUAGUGGUGCU